Diuraphis noxia (Russian wheat aphid) is the source of this 4626-nucleotide messenger RNA. It is a transcript of the gene Arms, whose product is annotated as Ankyrin repeat-rich membrane spanning. Lineage: Eukaryota; Metazoa; Arthropoda; Insecta; Hemiptera; Aphididae. The record is from RefSeq and is a predicted model, not a curated record. Gene Ontology annotation, molecular function: protein kinase regulator activity; PDZ domain binding.
UAUAAGUAUGUCAGACAAUGAAGACCGUCAAAGUGUACCUGUCAACAUUCGUUACACUCGUGGUUUCUCAUUUUUACGUUUACAACUUCCAACAACAAAUGAGUUUAGUGAUUUGAGACGGCCUCAAAGAUCACGUAGUCAAGGCUUCCUUACUGGGUUGUCAAAUCGUUUACCAUCAUUUUCUAUCACUGGUCCAUUAUAUGAUGAUAGUCCAUUACCGCCUACUGAUAAUACAAACAAAAGAUUCAGCUUUGCAAAUUUCAGAAAAAUUUCAUCGGUGAAUUUGCACACUAGUGAUUCAAUGGUGUCGUUAUGCUACAGAGCUUUACAUAAUUACAUCUCAGAAAAUAAUUUAGAAGGUCUUCAAGGAUUUCUUGAAAACCGCCGUGUUCUUGUAGACGAUCGUGACGACAAUGGAGCUACAGCUUUACAUUAUGCUGCAACAAAAGGGAAAUUACAAUUUCUUAGAGAGCUUAUUAAUCACGGAUCAGAUGUAAACAUUGAAGAUAAUGAUAAUUGGACAGCGUUGAUUUGUGCUGCCAAAGAAGGUCAUACUGAUAUAUGUGCUGAAUUAUUAGAUCAUGGAGCUGAUAUUGAACACCGGGAUAUGGGUGGGUGGACGCCACUUAUUUGGUCUAGUUACUGUGGACAUACUAACUUGGCUAAUUUGUUAUUGGACCGAGGGGCUGACAUAAAUGCUCAUGGAAAUUUUCAUAUUACUGCAUUAGUUUGGGCUGCAGGUAGAGGACAUACAAAGUUGGCCUGUAGUUUAAUAGCACGUGGUGCUAAAGUUAAUGUUGGUGACAAGUAUGGAACUUCUGCAUUAGUWUGGGCAUGUAGAAAAGGUGAUGUAGAACUUGUUGAUUCAUUGUUAAGRGCUGGAGCUAAUGUAGAYACUGCUGGAAUGUACUCAUGGACGCCAUUAUUAGUAUCUUCGAUGGGAAAUCACACCGAAGUAGUAAAUUUACUCCUUGAACGUAAGCCAAAUGUAAAUGCUUUAGACCAAGAUGGAUGUACUGCUUUAACAAUUGCAUGUAAAGAAGGAUAUUAUGAUAUUGCUAAUUCUCUUUUAAAUGCUGGAGCUUAUAUCAAUAUACAAGAUCGUAGUUCAGAUACUAACCUGAUACAUGCUGUUAAAGGAGGACAUCGUAAUAUUGUGGAAGCACUCCUUAAAAAAUAUGCAGAUGUCGAUGUUAUGGGAAAAGAACGGAAAACUGCAUUGUAUAUUGCUAUAGAAAAAGGAAAUACAGCAAUAAUUAAGUUAUUACUUGGAGCAAAUCCUGAUUUAGAAAUUUCAACAAAAGAUGGUGAUACACCUUUGAUGCGAGCUGUUAGAAACCGUAAUGCUGAAGCUGUUCAACUUUUAAUUGAAAAGCGUGCUCGUGUAUCAGCUACAGACAAACGUGGUGAUACUGCAUUACAUAUUGCUAUGAGAGCUAGAGCUAGAGGAAUUGUUGAAAUUUUGUUACGUAAUCCUAAGAACAGCCAGCUUUUAUACAGACCAAAUCGAGCUGGCGAAACACCAUAUAAUAUGGAUGUCAAUGCUCAAAAGCCUAUUCUUAGUCAAAUAUUUGGUUCAAGACGUCUUAAUACUAAUGAAGAUAAUGAAAAUUUACUGGGAUACGAUUUAUACAGCAGUGCACUGGCUGAUAUGCUUAGUGAACCUACUUUAUCAAUGCCAAUUACUGUUGGGUUAUAUGCUAAAUGGGGUAGUGGAAAAUCAUUUCUACUUAAUAAAUUGAGAGAGGAAAUKAAAAAUUUUGCUCAUCAAUGGACAGAUCCAUUUUUUCAAUUCCCAUGGCUAAUAUUGGGUGUGGCACUUCACUUUUGUUUCAUUGCUGGUACUGUGGUUGUAGUCCUGUCAUCGUCAUCACUUAUUGCAAUUAUCACCACAUUUAGUUUAUUAACUAGUAUAUUUUUCUUCUUGAUAAUGAUAUAUUAUGGCAGUCAUAGACUUGAUUGGGCCUAUAAUUGUAUCAGCUAUUUAAGCCAAAAAGCAGUUACAGCCCGAAUAAUUCUGCAAAUAAUAUUUUGUCAUCCACCUGGUUCAAGUUGGGGGACAUCAGUUACAGCACAACCUAUUAGAUUUUAUUUUACUGAUCAAACUCGUGUCAGUAGUACAACACCUGGRGAAAGUACGAUUAUUCAAAUGAUAGGUUCAUUAUAUGAUUCAAUAGAAAAAGAUUUUGGAUCAAUUUCUACUCGCCUWUAUAGAGCUUUUCGUCCAAAACCUGUAAAACUUACUUCACCUUGGAAAUGGCGCAAAUUAUGUUGCAUGCCAAACAUAAUACUAUUUGAACUAUCAUUUAUAUGUGUUUUAUUGGUAACACUUAUUAUUGCUAUGAAUAGUGGUACACUAACUUUUAUAAAUGAUUUUUCAAUUGACAAAGCUAUUGGAAAUGUUAUAAUAUUUUGUUGUGGGAUGUUCAUUUUAUUACUAUUGAUAGGAAAUCUAUACACAUUCAGUCAAUUACUACAAUCAUUAGUGUUCUCACAACGUAAACAAUUGAGGAGAGCUACAUCAAGAUUAGAUACAUUAAAAUCUGAAGGAUUUAUUCAAGCAUUACGGACUGAAGUGAAUUUAAUGACAGAAAUGGUGCGUUGUUUAGAUGCAUUUACUCAGCAGCAAACAAGAUUGGUAAUAAUUAUUGAUGGUUUAGACACCUGUGAACAGGACAAAAUAUUACUACUUUUAGAUGCUGUACGGAUGUUAUUUUCUGAACAAAACACUCCUUUUAUAGUUGUUUUAGCUAUUGACCCUCAUGCUAUUUCUCAGGUUAUUGAACUCAAUAGUCGACGGUUGUUAAAUGACAUGAAUUUUUCUGGACACGAUUAUCUUAAAAAUAUGGUUCAUUUGCCAUUUUUUCUUCAAAAUUCUGGUUUACGUAAAGUAAAAUUAGCUCAAAAAUCAUCUCAAUCUCAUCGUAAAAGUGUAACAAAUCAAAUGGAUGAAUGUGGAUUAGUACAUUCGGCUUCAACAAGACGAUUAUCUAAUGAGUCCACAACUUUAAAACCUAUGGGUUCUUCUGGUGGACUUAGUCGAAGCAAAGGCAACAUCAGUUCUACUAGAAAUAAAUUAAAAUCAAGUGAAAGUAUUGCAAGUAGCAUAGCUAGCAACAUACAUAGAUUAGGUGGUCCACAAGAUCUUUCUAAAAUUUUAUUGACUGAUGACUAUUUUAGUGAUGUAAAUCCUAGAAGUAUGAGACGUUUAAUGAAUAUUGUUUAUAUUACAGGUCGUUUAUUGAAAGCAUUUCAAUUGGAAUUUAAUUGGUAUCAUUUAGCUAGUUGGAUAAAUAUUACAGAGCAAUGGCCUUAUAGAAUAUCUUGGAUGAUUAUUUUUCAUGAUACUAAUGAAGAUACUAUUGAUGAUUCUAUGUCGCUAAAAACUUUAUAUGAAAAGGUACGUCGUCAAAUACAAUUUUCUAAAGACAUUGAUCCAUUAAUGGAGAUGGACAAAGAUGAGAAAAAAUUCGAAAUAUUUCUUUCUUUUCACCGAACAACAUURUUGGUUAGCGAUCUAAGAAUUUUCUUACCAUUUACAAUCAAUUUGGAUCCAUAUUUGAGAAAAGUAAUCAAAGAUGACAUGCAAAACUCUGAAGAUUCCACUAUUUUUAGACCAACAAUAACACACAAUGAACUACAAACGCGGAGAGUACAAAAUCAACUUAUGAGAAGACAGUUUAAGACAAUGGGAGCUAAACUAUCACUUCAACAAGAAACUUUACCACCGACAUUGAUGUUAAAUGAACCACAAUCAGCUGCAUUAUGGAACCAACAAGUUCAAAAUCGAUGGCAUGCACCUUAUAAUGAAUUACCAAACCAUCUACAAAAUUUUUCGAUUUCAUCAUUAUCUGAUGAAUUUAACAACAUUAAACUGUCAUCCUUAAGUGUAGAUGAUACUUGUAAGUUAUUAACAAGAAUUAGAGAUUUGCAAGAGUCAAACAUUCCAAAAUACACACAAAUUAUCAAAGAUAACAAUCUUACUGGUUGUGUACUCUUACAUUGCAAUUUAAAUGAACUAAAAAAUGUAUUAAAAAUGAACUUUGGAGAUUGGGAACUUUUCCGUAUAGUCUUAUUAGCAUUGCGAGACAAAGAGUACUUAAUAAAUAAUGAAACUAACAGUAAUAUUAAUUUAAAACACACAAGAUCGGGUAGCACUAAAAACUAUUCACAUGAAAGAAGAGGAUCUUCUAAUAAUAGCAAUAAUGUACAAGGAACAUUAAAUGAUAAAGAUCARAAAGGGUCAAAAGUAUCAUCAGUUGAAAAACAAGUAACAUUAGAAGAACAAAUGAUUUGCGGUGCAUUACAAACUCUUAAUGAAGAAGCGUGUGAAGAUGUUCUAGAAGAAUCUGAAGAACAAGGUACUAUAGCAGCAGCUACCUAUUUACAAGUACCACAACAGCCUAUCGACAUAAUUACAGGUGAGCAGACGCAACAACAAGGUCAGAAUGAAAUCGACAAUAGUAAUUUUAAAACAGGAGAAUGCAAUCCUUAUGUAGUUUUAGAUAUGAAUAAAAUGUCUGAGACAAAUUAAUAUUAUGUGUAUAUCAAGUGCAUGGUGAAGAAUCUUAAGCAUGUAAAUAAAUUGAUUUCAUCAUGAUUUUCCAAUUUUUAUUUCAUAUUAUU